Symsagittifera roscoffensis is the source of this 569-nucleotide messenger RNA. Its product is annotated as coagulation factor IX-like. Gene Ontology annotation, biological process: proteolysis. Gene Ontology annotation, molecular function: serine-type endopeptidase activity. The record is from RefSeq and is a predicted model, not a curated record. Lineage: Eukaryota; Metazoa; Xenacoelomorpha; Acoela; Convolutidae.
GCAAACAUUUGAUUGAAACUCAAACAAAUUGCAGUCAAAAUCUGAUUGACAUUUUCAAAUCACUGCUUAUUUGGGAUAAAAUACUUUAUCUUGCCUUUACCUUUGGUCAUACAUUUUUCUUUCAAAUGAAAUGAAUUUUCCUAUUUUUCUCUCCUGUUUGUUUUUUUGUUCCUGCAAUUGUUUUCGAGUUGAACCAAAGAUUUCAAAAAACAAAGAAAUCAUUACGAAAUCUACAAUAUCCAAUAUUGUUAACGGCUUCCCAGCAUUCAACAGACAUUUCUUUGCCAAAGUUCGUAACUUCCGGAAUGGAGAUUUCUGUGGAGCUUCAGUAUUAGACGAUUGGUGGGUUAUCACAACUGCCACUUGCGUACUGCUAAGCGACAAGUUCGAAGUGUUUGUGGAGAUCAAUAAUUUCUCCAGACGCAAUACAGUAUUUAGAGCAUUCAUGUUAAAAAGAAUUGUCUUUUCGCACAGUAUUCUCACAUUUGAUAAUUUGGAUGAUGCAGUUGCCCUUCUUCAACUUAGAGAUCCAAUUGAAGAACACUUUCAACCCUUCCUUCUAAUGCUUC